Molecule: messenger RNA, 1223 nt
Organism: Orbicella faveolata
Lineage: Eukaryota; Metazoa; Cnidaria; Anthozoa; Scleractinia; Merulinidae
Product: peroxisomal trans-2-enoyl-CoA reductase-like
Biological process (GO): phytol metabolic process
Cellular component (GO): peroxisome
Molecular function (GO): trans-2-enoyl-CoA reductase (NADPH) activity
Source: RefSeq, a predicted model, not a curated record
GGAAACUCGCAACGACAUUUUAAGACGAGUAGCACUGGGGACGAGAAUGCCUAACGCCAAAAAUGUUUCUCAAAUGCGCCUGCGAUUAUUCUGCGAUUCGAUCAUUCGGUCAUGCGCUUCACUGAUCCCGCGCGGUCGCGGGCGUGACACGCGCGCCCUUUUUCCAGCAAGAUACAAUCGACGAUGCAAUCAGUAUUUCGGGCAGGGCUAUUUGAAGGGAAAGUGGCAAUUGUUACUGGCGGUGGUACGGGUAUUGGAAAGGCAAUAGCUAGAGAAUUACUUUAUCUUGGCAGCAAAGUUGUGAUCUCGUCAAGAAAGGAGGACAGACUACAGAAAGCGGCUGAUGAACUGUCACGUUACAUACAGCCCUCCAGCAGUUCAGAGGUUAAAGUUGUGCCGUGUAACAUCAGAGAAGAGCUACAGGUAACUAACUUGAUGGAGGAAACCAUUUCCUCUUAUGGAAAAAUUGACUUUCUUGUGAAUAAUGGAGGAGGCCAGUUCAUGUCACCUGUUUCAAGCAUGUCCUCUAAGGGUUGGAAAGCUGUCAUAGAUACUAACUUGAAUGGAACAUUUCUGUGUUGCAGAGAAGCUUUCAGAUUGUGGAUGGGUGAAAAUGGUGGCUCUAUUGUAAACAUUAUUGUGGACAUGAGCAAAGGUUUUCCAGGGAUGGCGCACACUGGUGCAGCACGAGCUGGAGUUAACAAUUUAACAAUGAGUUUAGCUCUUGAGUGGAUAGGCCAUGGAGUCAGGAUCAACUGUGUGGCCCCAGGUGUGGUGUACUCUGAAACUGCAGCACAGAAUUAUCCAGACUCUGAGCUGUUUCAAAAGUUAAAAGCCGUACUACCAGCUAAAAGAUGUGGAACCACAGCAGAAGUAGCAGGAGCUGUUAGUUUCCUUUUGUCUCCUGCUGCAUCUUAUAUAACAGGAACCACAAUUGAUGUGGAUGGUGCUUCUAGUAAAGUCUUUCUUAAUUAUAUGCCAAUACCAGAUAAGAGACAACUGACAGAAUACACUUGGAAAGAUGAAUGUGACGGUUAAAUGCUUCAAAAGUCUUACGUGGUUAAACAAUGCUGUAUAUAAUGAAUUUCAAAGGACAUGUAAACACAAAAAAAUCAAUAUGGAUACGGUACAAUUUUUUACAAAAUGUCUUUUAAUCUGCAAGUAUCUGACCUAAGUGUUUAGGGAUAGCUCAGUACAGUAAUAAAACUCUUUACAUGGUGUUA